UGGCACCGAAGCUAAUAAACUUCAUUUCAAGCUUGCUCAUUAUUCAUAGCCUGUCUUAGGACAGAGUCACCGCCAUGACUUUGCUAUCGACCGCGAUUCCCGUCGAGAUUUUCCAGGAGAUCACCUCACCCCUUCUGCGGCCGGACCAAGCAGCACUCGCGCGGACAUGCAAGGCCCUGAACAGACUGCUCACGCCGGUCGUCUGGGGCGACGUUGAGCUGCACCACUACGGCACGCACGAGGGUAUCGACAUAGACGGCGAGGCCGGGUCAGUCGAACAUGGGACUUGGCAGUCCGUGGAGGCGUACCUGGCGGAGGCCGAGGAUGAGGAGGAAUGGCCGUUCAAGAAGCUCAUUUACGAGCCCUCGUCGCGCAAGUAUUCACAGGAAUUUGAUCCUAAGCUCUGGAGCGAGACAAUCAAGAAGCGGAGGUGGCAUUAUUGCCCACCCGGCGUAACCUCCCGAGCCACAGACAACCUCAACAGGAGAAACUUCCAGUACGGCCGAGAGGAAACGUUCGUCAGGGCUAUGGCGAUCGCGUCUAAGGAGCGCUGGGCUGAACUGUCCCAGCACGUGCACUCGCUGUGUAUGUCUGUGGGUGUCGACGACGAGGUGGUGGAGGUCAUCGCAAGCUUCCGAAACCUGCGUUCCCUAGAGCUCGUCGGCCUCCCGCUGGCUAGAGGUCACCCGGCUGCGGCACGGGAAGUCAAUCUUCCCCAUCUCCAAAACCUCAAGCUGCGAGGAUACUUCCCAGCUGCUCUCGCCCGUAACAUCUGUCAGAAUGCAGAGCAUAUCACACACCUGAAUCUAGGGUUGCUGGCAACGCCUACUGACGAUGCAGCCUAUCAAGAUACGCUGCUGAAGGACGAUGACAACCGCACGCUGGUCACUGAAGAGGAGGCCGAGACAUUCAGGCAGAAUGGUGCCGAGGCAAAGGCCCGAUCACUGGUGGCAGAGGGAGGACAGUCAGGGUCUCCUCAAGCUCACGGCGAAGAGAGCGAAGAGGAUGGAGAGGUUUCUGACGACGGGGAAGACGAGGAGGACCUGCCGUGGGCCCUACACAGCCCCAUCUGGCUUCCAAGGUCUCUUGCUCGAGCAUUUUUGAAGCUCACACAUCUCCACCUGGUGAAACCGGCGACGGGGGAGACUGGGGAUUGGUUCUGCUUCGAUCACUUCGCGCACAUACCCCAUCGCUACGAGCAAAUUCUCUGCAUGGAAUGGCUGUUCUUACUUGAGGCAGCUGCCAGUUCGCUCCAGGAGCUUGUGCUCGAGCACCGCAUGCCCCAGGAAGCGGGCGAUACCGUCGGCGAUGGAGACCCGUGGCCCCAGUCCAGGGAGUACGGGAUGCCCACGGGCAUUCGAGGUCCAGCCGCCGACCGCGGCGAUAGGCUCUUCUGCAAGUCCGUACUGCGUUUCAUGCUUGAACACAGCGGGCGUUUCUCUAGCCUCAGAUACCUGGCGCUCCGUGGGAUUCAGAUGUCGGGCCUGAAGACCGACGAGGAAAGCGAUGAGAUCCCAGGUUCCAACGGUGUCGCGGACAACGACGAGGCGCUGCGCAGGGCAUUCCCCAACUGCAAGGUCGACAUAUUCGGUGAUACAUACCCGAUAUUUGUGUACGCCGGCUAUAUCUACCAGUCAUGGCCGGAGAACCGCCAUGAGUGCAACCAGGAUGAGGGGGAUGGCCUGUUGUACGAGCCGUGCUGGUAUCACGACUAUAAGAUGCGGUUCGGUCCUCAAUGGAGGAUUGAGAGUUGAAUUCCCAGGUAGUUCAAGGUGCGCUCAGAGUAAAUCAGCGUGGUUGCGCCUCAUUCCAUUCUAUUGCUACCACAUGAUGGUCAUAGGAAACAGCUUGAACAGUCAAUGAAUCAACGUAAUUUCCCGAC
This is a messenger RNA of Diaporthe batatas, 1882 nucleotides long. RefSeq lists its product as uncharacterized. Bases 75 to 1754 code for a protein of 559 amino acids. The record is from RefSeq and is a predicted model, not a curated record. Lineage: Eukaryota; Fungi; Ascomycota; Sordariomycetes; Diaporthales; Diaporthaceae. The transcript has a single exon.